CACAGAUGGCUGUGAGAGAGGCUGAACAUGGCCGCUGGUGAAUCCAGGUGGCUACAGCCGAAUCUGCGGCUGUUUUCUGGUGUGUGCGCAUUUACUGACACAUGUUAUGAGGGAUAUCGCUUCGCCUUCGACACAUCCAGGGGUCCCUGUGAGGCGUGUGAUGCCUUUGCCUUUGACCGUCAGACACAUUGCUUAUGGUGCCAGAGCUGUGACGACUGUCCUUUGGGUGACCGGUGCUAUGAUGGACCCCGUGAUUGGUUCGGUUUUCCUCCACAAAGAGAUGAAUUUGCUUGGGAAACAGAUGAGGACCAGCGUAGACCAGUGACCGCCAUUAUGCGCCAUGCUAACAUGUUCUCUCCGGAGGGAAUGUGGUUAGACUCCGUUCAGAACUCUGUCUAUGAUCUUCCUGGUGGACUCCAGCUGGUCACCCGUGUAUUCACUAUACGUCGUGCUAUCUCCCUGGCCGAAUCAUUUGGGGUUCUUUCCUUCUCAACAAGAGCCCGAAACACCCACAGUUUCCUGCUUACGACCUCCGUCAUGCAACGCACUACUGUGACAUACUAUACCAUUACCUUAGGAGGCUAUGUUCUGUGGAUAACGGAACCAGCAAAACAUCGGGACUGGCACUGUCGCCCUAUCCUGGUUCGCAAAUGUCGCAUGCGUGCCAUAGACUCUGAAGUAAUCUCGAUGCAGGGUACACGUUCCCGCCUAAAAUGGUACAACGCUGUGUGGUUCGCAAUACGGACUGGUCGCCGUAUAUCCGCUCCCUUACCGCAUUGGAUUAAGCGGUUGUCACCUGUUCCAUAGCUCUACCACAUUUAUGCGGACUAUAUUGUUUCAUUUUCGUUUUCGUUCUUUACACAUGUCUCAUAUUUAGCUGCAUGUACAAUCACGACUGAGGAUGACCUUGGUGGUGAUUCCACUGUCGCGCCACUGGCGGGCAGAGUGGGAAUUUUCCCUGGCACUUGACUGUCUCUAGGGUUUUUCGCCCACUCCUAGUUCAUCAAUGUUGUGAUUCGGCACGGUGAGGGUGGGAGUAAUGUCGAUCUGUCGAUCUUUGGCAUUUGAUUUUGAUAUUUGAUUUUGAGUAAUGUCGAUCUGUCGACCUUUGGCAUUUGAUUUUGAUAUUUGAUUUUGAUUUUCUGAUUUGAUUUCCGAUUUGUUUCAUUUGUUUUUAAAUGAAAGUUUCUAUUUUUUUUUGUUCACUUUAUUACACAGAAUAUAAGUAUGUUGUAGUCUUACACUAAAUAUUAUUCAUAAUAUUAUCGCUGAAAUUGAUUACUAACACUGGUUUUAAUAGCCUCCGGGUAUUUAUGGAUACUAGAUUCCUUUCUAUUGAGUUAAUGUUUCAUUUAGACUAGUUUUGUAACUAGAUUUGUAGGUUUCCUGACCAAAUGGACUUUUUGGGAGAUUGUUUAAAUAGUGUACUUGUGAUCAUUUUACUUUUAAUCACCAUGGAUAUUAAGCCAUAAUGGACUUUUUCCUUGGACCAACACAUUCACGUGGAUAUCAACACACGAGUGCCUGGUAAAGUGCUAGUAACCUCUUCCAGGGCUCCAACAAGACCCCCUGCGAUACGCAAAGUAUCUGGGUCAGAAGAAAACAACAUGCGCCAAAGAACUCAAAGACUUUUUACUUUGUUUUACUGCUGCAUUACAUGAUAUGUAUGAUUGAUAAAAGGUUAUCACGGAAGUAAGCGGAAUGUGAGACUAUAAAGUCUCAGAGGGGGGAGUACUGUCAAGAAAAUAAUUUUAAUCAACCUUAUCUAGUGUGUGUUAUAAUCAAACUAACAUUAAUCCAACAACAAUUAACCUAAUAAUCAAAUGUAGAACUUAUUAGAUACUUAAUAGAAGUAGUUAGAUAAAACCUAUUUAAUCUAUAUGUUGAUCAAACCUUUAUUUACACCAAGUAUAAGUAAAACAGUAAUAAUAAAGUAUUUACAUGUGUGAGUA
Silurus meridionalis is the source of this 1952-nucleotide messenger RNA. RefSeq lists its product as uncharacterized. The record is from RefSeq and is a predicted model, not a curated record. The coding region runs from base 28 to 807 and encodes 259 amino acids. NCBI's taxonomy places the organism in Eukaryota, Metazoa, Chordata, Actinopteri, Siluriformes, Siluridae. The transcript has 2 exons.